CUUGGUGAGGGGUGGAGUGGAGACACCCAUGAAGCGAUUCGCGAUCGGAUGAACCGAUGAGCGCGGCUGUAACCGGUUAAUUUGUUACGGAUGGAUCCGAUGGUAACUCUAAUUCCUGUCCUGGAGACAACAUUAAAAAACACCCAAUCAUUUGCACAAACGUUGUUCCAAACCAUCAAACCACCAUCAUGUUCAAAUAUACCUAUCGAAAUCAGGUCGCUUUUAGCGCUCGGCGCUAUUUGUCGAAGCAACACUCCCUUCCUGCGGCCUAUUACCGCGGAGGCACCUCGCGCGCCGUCAUGUUCAAUCAGGCCAAUCUCCCUCCUCGCUCGGAGUGGGACGCCAUCUUUCGCUCCGUCAUUGGCAGCCCUGAUCCAUACGGACGGCAGCUUGAUGGUCUGGGAGGGGGUAUCUCCAGCCUCUCCAAGGUAUGCGUGGUGGGGAAAUCCACCCACCCCGAUGCCGACGUUGAUUACCUUUUUGUGUCGUUGGGGGUCAAAAAUUCCGAUGUUGAUUACUCCAGCAACUGUGGCAAUAUGAUCAGUGCCAUUGGUCCCUUUGCCCUUGACCAAAAGCUUGUUUCUUCCCAAACGCCCGAGUCGGCUACUGUACGCAUCCACAACACCAACACGGGGAAAAUAAUCACUGCCUCCUUUCCCGUGGUGGACGGCGAGGCUGCCUCUAGUGGCGACUUUGCUAUUGAUGGCGUUGCCGGCACAGCUGCUCGGAUUCAACUAGAUUUUGUCAAUCCGGCUGGCUCGGUGACCGGGAAGAUGCUGCCGACGGGGCAGACAAGGGACGAGUUCGACGGUGUUUCAGCCACAUGUAUUGACGUGGCCAAUCCAUGCGUUUUUGUUCCAGCUAGCAGCUUGGGCGUCCGUGGUGACUUGACUCCAGACGAGAUUGCCGCUCAUCCCGACCUUCUGCAAAGGCUGGAUUCUAUCCGGCGCCAGGCGGGGGUCAAGAUGGGUAUAGCACCGACUACCGAUGCUGUUCCAGGAAGUAUUCCCAAGGUCUGCAUGGUGUCGCCACCUCAGGAGUCUAAAGCGAAGGACUCUGUCGACCUGCUUGUAAGGGCCAUCUCUGUGGGACAGCCACACAAGGCAGUUCCCAUCACUGUCGCGUUGGCUGUUUCUGCAGCUGCUCGCGUGGGAGGUAGCACUGUUGAGGAUGCAACCAACAAAGAUCGCGUCAGUGAUUCUGGUCUUACAAUUGGUCAUGCGAGUGGGAAUCUGCUUGUUGGAGCCAAGUUCGAGGAGGAUCAGCUUACGGCGGCAACUGUCUUCCGUACUGCGCGUCGUCUCUUUGAGGGCCAGAUUUAUUGGAAGAGUUAAAUAAUUCGAAACCAGAAAUUCAAUGUAAC
Molecule: messenger RNA, 1363 nt
Organism: Aspergillus piperis CBS 112811
Lineage: Eukaryota; Fungi; Ascomycota; Eurotiomycetes; Eurotiales; Aspergillaceae
Product: DUF453 domain protein
Exons: 1
Coding region: 189-1334 (381 amino acids)
Source: RefSeq, a predicted model, not a curated record